This is a messenger RNA of Sesamum indicum (sesame), 1809 nucleotides long. It is a transcript of the gene GAPB, whose product is annotated as glyceraldehyde-3-phosphate dehydrogenase B subunit. NCBI's taxonomy places the organism in Eukaryota, Viridiplantae, Streptophyta, Magnoliopsida, Lamiales, Pedaliaceae. Gene Ontology annotation, biological process: glucose metabolic process. Gene Ontology annotation, molecular function: oxidoreductase activity, acting on the aldehyde or oxo group of donors, NAD or NADP as acceptor; NADP binding; NAD binding. The record is from RefSeq and is a predicted model, not a curated record.
AGGCUUCUUGCUUUCAUGGUGUGGUCAUAUCCCUCAAAAAAGUAGUUUAUACUGUUCACAAUAAUGUGUGGUUCAUAUGAACUUUGAUGGUUGCAGUAAAGACAUGACCUUAUCACAUAUCAAUCUUCACAUUCCAUCCUCACCACUCACUAAUUGAACUAAUUUACAACCAUACUUGAAACAUUUCAAAAGCCCAAAAAUUCUGUUCUUGAAGUUAUAUAUAGCUAAGUUGUUAGUUUUGAGUUGGUUUAGUUGCAGCUAUGGCAUCCCAUGCAGCUUUGGCCUCUUCAAGAGUCCCAACAAGCACUAGGCUUCCCUCCAAGGCCUCUAAUGCCUUCCCUGCUCAAUGCUUCUCAAAGAAACUGGAAGUAGCAGAGUUCUCUGGCCUCAGGGUCGGUGGGUCCGUGACGUUUGCCAAGAAUGGGAGGGAAGCUUCUUUCUUUGAUGUAGUGGCUGCCCAGCUCACUCCAAAGGCUGCAGGUUCGACUCCUGUUAAGGGAGAGACUGUUGCCAAGUUGAAGGUAGCCAUAAAUGGUUUUGGGCGCAUUGGUAGGAACUUCCUUCGCUGCUGGCACGGUCGCAAGGACUCACCACUCGAGGUCAUAGUUGUCAAUGACAGUGGCGGUGUGAAAAACGCCUCUCACUUGCUGAAGUACGAUUCCAUGCUCGGCACAUUCAAGGCGGAUGUUAAAAUAGUGGACAAUGAAACCAUCAGCGUUGACGGGAAGCCCAUUAAGGUCGUCUCUAACAGGGACCCUCUCAAACUUCCUUGGGCUGAGCUUGGCAUCGACAUUGUGAUUGAAGGGACUGGUGUUUUUGUUGAUGGUCCAGGAGCUGGCAAACACAUCCAAGCUGGAGCCAAGAAGGUCAUUAUUACUGCUCCGGCAAAAGGUGCUGAUAUUCCAACCUACGUUGUUGGUGUAAACGAACAGGGCUACUCACACGAGGUCUCUGACAUCAUAAGCAACGCUUCUUGCACGACCAACUGUUUGGCUCCGUUCGUUAAGGUCAUGGAUGAAGAAUUUGGCAUCGUCAAGGGCACGAUGACAACUACUCACUCUUACACCGGUGAUCAGAGGCUUUUGGAUGCUUCACACAGGGACUUGAGGAGGGCCAGAGCUGCAGCAUUGAACAUUGUGCCAACGAGCACUGGUGCAGCCAAGGCCGUGUCUCUCGUGCUGCCUCAGCUCAAGGGCAAACUCAACGGCAUUGCUCUCCGUGUGCCAACACCAAACGUAUCAGUCGUUGAUCUUGUUGUGAACGUUGAGAAGAAAGGAAUCACGGCUGAAGACGUUAAUGCUGCUUUCAGAAAGGCAGCUGAGGGACCAUUGGCAGGCGUCCUGGACGUCUGUGAUGUCCCACUCGUCUCAGUCGACUUCCGGUGCACUGACGUCUCUUCCACCAUUGACUCCUCCUUGACAAUGGUAAUGGGAGACGACAUGGUCAAGGUGGUCGCGUGGUACGACAAUGAAUGGGGAUACAGCCAACGGGUGGUUGAUUUGGCUCAUCUGGUCGCGGACAAGUGGCCUGGUGCAACUGCAGAGGGAAGCGGAGAUCCACUGGAGGACUUCUGCAAGACUAACCCUGCCGACGAGGAAUGCAAAGUUUACGAAGCAUAAGUUGUCAAAAGACAUUAUUUUUUUUCUCGGAUUGAUGAUGAAAUCUUAGGAGGUAAAGAAGGAUUUUGAUCAUCUUUACUGAUCUUACAACCUUGUUUUUCAUGUCAUAAUGGAAAGAGGGACGUAGAAACAUCGAUCGAAUAAUAUGGUACAGUUGCUAAAUAUGAAAUCAUUGUUUUACUUCAUAUCA